CAUGAAAAAACCGUAUCUUUAAAAUACGAUUCAUCAUUUUGAAUAAUAUUCUAUGAAAAUGAAAUUUAAAUUACCUAUAUCGCCAAAUUCAACUUAACCAGUCCCUCAAAAUAAAGGUAAGGCAAAUCUCUAUUUUGCAUAUGUGUACCAGAAAGGUUCCCUAAAACAUUUUCCCCAAAAAUAAUAAUAAUUUGUGAAAUUUAGAAGUUAAACAAAUUAUUAAAAUGAACACUAUUCAAAUUAAUCUCUUACUGUUCUCCUUUUUAGAAGUAUAUUCUGAUUAGAAAAAAUUGAAUAAUUGAGAAAAAAAUAAAACUAACCAACAAUUUAUUAAUACAUAGGACUCAAUUUAAUAAUUCAAUUAAUGUAUCCUAAUUAUUUAAUAAUCU
Messenger RNA from Paramecium octaurelia, 389 nucleotides. Lineage: Eukaryota; Ciliophora; Oligohymenophorea; Peniculida; Parameciidae. The record is from the annotation of a GenBank genome assembly.